Molecule: messenger RNA, 930 nt
Organism: Lampris incognitus (smalleye Pacific opah)
Lineage: Eukaryota; Metazoa; Chordata; Actinopteri; Lampriformes; Lampridae
Gene: acer1
Product: alkaline ceramidase 1
Exons: 7
Coding region: 1-930 (309 amino acids)
Biological process (GO): ceramide metabolic process
Cellular component (GO): membrane
Molecular function (GO): hydrolase activity, acting on carbon-nitrogen (but not peptide) bonds, in linear amides
Source: RefSeq, a predicted model, not a curated record
AUGCCCUGCGUCCUGGUCAGCCUCCUGAUCGGUCCCAGCCCUUGGGCCCCCUGCCUGGGAUCCCUGGCCCCAUUCGUUCUCCCCCACGACUGCCACGCUGCCUCCAAGGGUUUCUACUCCAGUGAAAGGAUUACAGGAGUUUUCUCCUAUGAAAGUUCAGAAGUAGACUGGUGUGAAGACAACUACAAGCACUCCGAACACGUAGUGGAGUUCUUCAACACAAUGAGCAGCAUGAUUUUCUUCAUCAUAUCUCCCAUCAUGCUCUACCUGUUGCAUCCCUAUGCCAGAGAGAGGAACCUAGCUGUCCAUCUGGUCUGGACCAUGAUGAUAUUUGUAGGGCUGUUCUCGACCUACUUCCACAUGACCCUUAGUUUCAUGGGGCAGAUGCUGGAUGAGUUGUCCAUCCUGUGGGUGCUGGCAGUGGGAUACGCGGUCUGGUUCCCUCGCAGACGCUUCCCUUCCUUUGUCAAGGACAGGGCUACUUUCUCGAGACUAGUGCUGGGGGUUACUCUUGUCAGUACAGUGUCUUCAUUCAUCAAACCUACUGCCAAUGCCUAUGCCCUGAACUGCUUCGGUCUCCACAUGCUUUACUAUCUGGGUGUCGAGAUGAGGCGCUGUACUGACCAGAAGGCUCUGCGGCUAGCCAAGCUGUCAGUGGGUCUGUGGGUGCUGGCCAUCUCCUGCUGGAUUAGUGACCGUGUUGGCUGCAGUUUAUGGCAAAGACUCAAUUUCUGCUACCUGCACGGUAUCUGGCACAUUCUGAUUGUGAUGGCUGUGGCUUAUGGAAGUACCCUGAUAGCCUACCUAGAUGCAAAUUAUGAGAUCCCCUAUUCACUACCCGGACUACAGUACUGGCCAUGUGACAAGUGGGAAGUUGGAUUACCUCAUAUUGUCCUGAAAGGCACCACUAAAACACAUAAAAAAUGCUAG